Messenger RNA from Vigna radiata var. radiata (mung bean), 2182 nucleotides. Its product is annotated as GDP-L-galactose phosphorylase 1. NCBI's taxonomy places the organism in Eukaryota, Viridiplantae, Streptophyta, Magnoliopsida, Fabales, Fabaceae. Gene Ontology annotation, molecular function: GDP-D-glucose phosphorylase activity. The record is from RefSeq and is a predicted model, not a curated record. Gene Ontology annotation, biological process: glucose metabolic process. Gene Ontology annotation, cellular component: cytoplasm. The coding region runs from base 586 to 1890 and encodes 434 amino acids. The transcript is spliced from 7 exons.
AACCAAACAGAAACAAAAGAAGGAAACAACGGUUUCUCUUUCAAUUAUUGUCUCUUCUCUCUCUCACUCUCUCUGUAAUUUCAUUCAUCCAUCUUUCUUUCUCUCUUAACUCAUAAGUCUUAUCUAUCUAUAUAAGAAGAAAGGAAGCUCCUUUCAGAGGCUCAGAGUCAGAAGCCUCAUCGAAUCAAAGUGAGAGAAGUUUGCAUGUUGAAGAAAUCAUCGAGAAAAGGGAAAGAGAAAGAAGAGGGGAUUGGGUUGAAACCCGGGGUUGACGCGUUGCAGACAUCACGGCUAUUCUAAGAGUCUAUCGCUUUCUCAUUCAUGUCCCAACUGUACGACGGACGGGUUGCAUAAUUCUCGCCAACCCUUCGCCGCACGGUGGGCGUGGUGCGCUGCCUUCAGAAGGUGGUAGUCCCUCCGACCUCCUCUUCCUCGCCGGUGGCGGUUUCUCCUCCUCCUCCUCCUCCUCCUGCUAGCUUUUUCUUUCUCCUUUCUUCUACUUAGUCAACUGCUUUAACAAAACACGCGCCCACACUUUCGCUCUUUCUUCUUCUUUUUCUUCUUUUUCUUCUUCGAUUUCACAAAAUGAUGCUCAAAAUCAAGAGGGUUCCUACUGUCGUUUCCAACUUCCAAAAAGAUGAUGCUGGAGACUCUUCUCGUCCCGUCGGAGGAUGUGGUCGGAAUUGCCUCAAAGCUUGCUGCAUUUCAGAUGCAAAACUUCCUCUGUAUGCUUUUAAGAAGGUUAAUGGAAAGGAUUUGGCUAUGCAUGAAUGCGGGGAGCCUCCCGUGGCAUUCCUGGACUCGCUUCUUCUUGGAGAGUGGGAAGAACGCAUGCAGAGAGGACUUUUCCGCUAUGAUGUUACUGCCUGUGAGACCAAGGUGAUUCCUGGUGAAUAUGGUUUCGUUGCUCAGCUUAAUGAGGGUCGUCACCUCAAGAAGAGACCAACUGAAUUCCGAGUUGAUAAGGUUCUGCAACCCUUCGAUGAAAACAAAUUCAACUUUACGAAAGUUGGGCAAGAAGAGGUCAUCUUCCAAUUUGAAGCUAGCGACGACGGAAAAAUCCAGUUCUUCCCAAAUGCUCCAGUUGAUGUUGAUAAUUCUCCCAGUUUUGUUGCCAUCAAUGUCAGUCCUAUUGAGUAUGGGCAUGUUUUGCUGAUUCCGCGCAUAUUUGAGUGUUUGCCCCAAAGGAUUGACCGUGAGAGCUUCCUGCUUGCACUUCACAUGGCAGUGGAAGCUGAUAAUCCAUAUUUUCGAUUGGGUUACAACAGCUUGGGUGCUUUUGCAACUAUUAACCAUCUUCACUUCCAGGCUUACUAUUUGGCUCUGCCCUUUCCCAUUGAGAAGGCCCCCACUAAGAAAAUUGCAAAUUUAAAUGGUGGGGUGAAGAUAUCUGAACUGUUGAAGUAUCCUGUUAGAGGUCUUGUGUUUGAGGGUGGAGAUACUCUGGAAGAUUUAUCAAAUGUUGUUUCAGAUGCUUGUAUAUGUCUUCAAAACAGUAAUAUACCAUUCAACGUUCUUAUUUCUGACUGUGGAAAGCAAGUCUUUCUGUUACCACAGUGUUACGCAGAGAAACAAGCUCUUGGAGAAGUGGAUGCUGAGCUUCUUGACACCCAAGUGAACCCUGCUGUGUGGGAAAUUAGCGGGCACAUGGUUUUAAAGAGGAAGAAGGAUUAUGAUGAGGCUUCUGAAGGCAAUGCUUGGAGGCUUCUUGCAGAGGUGUCCCUCUCCGAAGAGAGGUUUCAAGAAGUCAACGACCUUAUUUUUGAAGCCAUUGGCUGCAGUGAAUUGGACGAUAAUGUUCAAGGUGACAAGGAAGUUGAUGCAGUCAGCUCAAGUGCACACCCUAGUGUGGUGGUAGCUGGUUCAAAAGAAUGUGUUGUUCUACAGUAACAAGGCUCUACUACUAUGAACAAAACUCAUGGAAUCUGCUGAAUUAUUAUAUCACCGUUUAAGUUGUAGUACUGUGUUGUUCUUGAGCAUUAAGGUCGUGUGUUUUCUGUAUUUAUCUUUUUCAUGUGGAAGUCGAUGAAAUAACUACUCACCUGAGUAGUGUUAGUGAUUUGGGUGUAUGGUAAUAUGCUUGACUUGACUGUCUGUUGUGGCUUUCAUGCUGCAAGAAAUAAUAAAUUCAGGUAUCUGUUUGUUCAGGGCUAAAUCAAACUGCAGCAUGAAUUCUCCAGAA